AUGCCAUCUGCAACAGGAAACAAGCGCGUCAGGGGCGUCUCGGUGUAUCGGCCAUUUGUCUUUGGCAGCAGAGCGCAUCCCUUCACGGACAAAGAUAAGCCCUCAGAUACCCCUGCCGACCACACCCACCGCUGGACGAUCUUCGUCCAAGGAGUCAACGGCGAGGACAUCUCCUACUGGCUUAAGAAAGUCCAAUUCAAGCUGCACGAGACCUACGCCCACAAUGUGCGCUCAAUCGAGAAGCCUCCUUUCGAAAUUUCUGAAACCGGCUGGGGUGAAUUCGAGAUCCAAAUCAAGCUCUACUUUGUGCCCGAGUCGAACGAGAAAGCCCAAACACUCUGGCACAGCCUGAAGUUACACCCAUACGGACCGGAUGCGGAGGGCAUGAAAGAGCGCGGGGAUGAUGUGAUCAGCCAGAACUACGAGGAGAUCAUUUUCAACGAGCCCAUCGAACCGUUUUACGAAGUUCUUACCGGUGGUCCUGCUGGUCCCCAGUCUGCCAAGAGCAAGGGAAAGAACGCCAAAACCAGUCCACCAACCAGGACGGCGGAGAUCCCGAUCAAUGAUACCCCAGAUUACCCCGGCAGACCGGGCAACCCGUACAGUCAGGAUACGGAGGGCAAGGAACUUGAUCGCAUGGCCGAGGCUACUCGGACGGUGGAGCAGAUGAUCAAGGAAGAGAAGGAGCGCCUUAUCGAGAGGGAGAAGUAUUUGGCCCAGCUGCGAGAGAGUGAGGGUGUGCCCGCCAAUACGAAGAAACGGUGA
Molecule: messenger RNA, 765 nt
Organism: Penicillium bovifimosum
Lineage: Eukaryota; Fungi; Ascomycota; Eurotiomycetes; Eurotiales; Aspergillaceae
Gene: yaf9
Product: YEATS domain-containing protein YAF9
Exons: 3
Coding region: 1-765 (254 amino acids)
Biological process (GO): regulation of DNA-templated transcription
Source: RefSeq, a predicted model, not a curated record